Molecule: messenger RNA, 1113 nt
Organism: Lachnellula hyalina
Lineage: Eukaryota; Fungi; Ascomycota; Leotiomycetes; Helotiales; Lachnaceae
Product: Class III chitinase
Exons: 3
Coding region: 1-1113 (370 amino acids)
Biological process (GO): carbohydrate metabolic process
Cellular component (GO): extracellular region
Molecular function (GO): cellulose binding; chitinase activity
Source: RefSeq, a predicted model, not a curated record
AUGGAAGCAUAUCUCAGAGGCUUAUGCCUUACGAGCUUGCUCGCUUUCAUGCCCUUGGCAUACGCUGGAUUUAGCUCUUCAUCCUCUAGUAACUUAGCUGUCUACUGGGGUCAAAAUUCUUACGGCCAAGGAACCGGCACCCUUGCUCAACAGAGAUUGUCAUACUAUUGUGCAACUUUGAUCUUCAUUCCUGUGCUAAACAAAAGUAGAGAGGAUAUUGCUACCUGCCAGUCAACCUAUGGGAAAACAAUCCUCCUGUCCGUAGGUGGAUCUACAUAUACUGAAGGUGGUUUCACAUCCGAGGAUGCUGCAGUAGCAGCUGCAAGUAAUCUUUGGGAUAUCUUCGGCCCUCCCACCUCAUCUUCUGUUACACGCCCCUUUGGCACCUCGGUAAUUGACGGUUUUGACUUCGACUUCGAAUCCACUGUUCAAAACAUGGUUCCAUUUGCCAAUCAACUCCGCUCAUUAAUGACCGCUUCUUCAUCAUCUACCGGAAAGCAAUAUAUCUUGACUGCUGCACCCCAGUGCCCAUACCCGGAUGCGGCGGACGGAAGCAUGCUUGCCGGAGCAGUAUCUUUUGAUGCAAUCUUCAUCCAGUUUUACAACAAUUACUGUGGCGUGCAAUCGUACACAGUUGGCUCCAGCACGCAGAACAAUUUCAACUUCGAUACCUGGGACAACUGGGCAAAAACAGUGUCUCUGAAUCCAGACGUCAAAUUACUUCUUGGCAUUCCCGGAAACACCGGUGCAGGUGCUGGCUAUGAGACUGGAACCACUCUUGCAGCAGUUAUUGCUUAUUCAAAAAGCUUUUCCAGCUUUGGGGGUGUGAUGAUUUGGGAUAUGAGUCAAGCGUAUUCAAAUUCGGGUUUCAUAGAUGGUGUCACCAAUGAUCUUGCAGCUCCGGCAUCUACUACGGUCGGAACAACCCUUACCACUUCUACGACAAAGCUGACAACAACAGCGACGACGACAACGGGGAGUACAACGCCAACGAAUACAGGUUUAGUGAGCCAGUGGAAUCAAUGCGGAGGACAAGGUUGGACGGGAGGAACUCAGUGUAUUGCUCCCUAUGUUUGCACCACCCUAAGCGUUUGGUACUCAAUGUGCGAGUGA